AUGUGUUUAUUACUGGGUACAACCGGUGUUGGAAAGACGCUGUUACUGAAACGCUUACAGAAGCUCUGUCAGAGAGAUGUGCCGACGGAGUUGGGUGAACCGCCAGUCACAUUGCCCACAGUUGGCACCAACCUCACAGACCUUACUCUGAAGAAGAAGAAGAUGACAGUUAGAGAGUUGGGAGGUUGUAUGGGCCCCAUAUGGCACAGUUACUACAAAGACUGUUCCUCUGUCAUUUUCGUGGUGGAUUCUGCAAACAUCAUGCAAAUAUCAUCUUCCUGUAUUCAACUUUUAUCUGUUCUUUCUGCUGAGCCUCUUCAAAAUGCUUCUGUCCUUGUGCUCUUCAAUAAAAGGGAUCUUCCUUGCACUAUGUCUCUUGUGGAGAUGAAAGCAGUGUUCAGGAUUGAUGACAUAAUAGCAUCUGCCCCUCAAAAGAUUACCACAUUUGAGGUUAGUGCACGCUCUGGACAUGGACUCCAGCAUGUGUUAAACUGGCUUGAUUCAAUUCAAACGGACUGACAUGACUUUGCCUAUCAUGAUAUAACAGAUGUGUGCGUCAAGUGCACCACCCAAAGGAACCAGCUUGUAGUCACUGAAAGGAAGGGUGGGGGCAUUGUCCGUA
This is a messenger RNA of Chanos chanos (milkfish), 622 nucleotides long. RefSeq names its product ADP-ribosylation factor-like 16 (gene arl16). The record is from RefSeq and is a predicted model, not a curated record. The transcript has 5 exons. Gene Ontology annotation, molecular function: GTPase activity; GTP binding. Bases 1 to 519 code for a protein of 172 amino acids. NCBI's taxonomy places the organism in Eukaryota, Metazoa, Chordata, Actinopteri, Gonorynchiformes, Chanidae.